AUUGCUGCUCCCAUCCGGCGCAAGUUAGAACGCUCCCCAUCUACGCAUUUGUUCCCAAUUUGCACUGUCUUCGUACCCGGCGAGAACGAUGCAAGCCGUAUCGAGGCGAUUAGGGCACCGAUCUUUGCAGUCCUCAACUGCAAUUUGCUCUCUCAAAUCCAUCUACCCGCUCUCGGAUCAUCAGUAUGGAGCUGAUCAUCCCCGGUAUGCAUUUACACUUGCCACCAAAGGUGCGGGGCAUAUAGUUCGCAAGGGCACUGGUGGGAGAUCUUCUGUCAGUGGCAUUGUAUCUACAGUUUUUGGGGCGACUGGGUUUCUUGGGCGCUAUGUUGUGCAACGGCUUGCUAAAAUGGGGUCUCAAGUAUUGGUGCCUUUUCGAGGUUCUGAGGAUUCACCUCGUCAUCUCAAAUUGAUGGGUGAUUUGGGACAGAUAGUUCCGAUGAAAUACAACCCAAGAGAUGAAAAUUCUAUAAAAGCCGUAAUGGCAAAGGCUAAUGUUGUUAUUAAUCUUAUUGGAAGGGAAUAUGAAACCCGGAAUUAUAGCUUUGAGGAAGCAAACCAUCAUAUGGCAGAACAUCUUGCAGUGAUUGCCAAGGAACAUGGUGGUAUUAUGAGAUUUAUACAAGUUUCUUGCUUGGGGGCAUCUGCAUCUUCUCCAUCCAGGAUGCUAAGAGCUAAAGCUGCUGCAGAGGAAGCUAUCAUGAGAGUAUUACCAGAGGCCACAAUAAUGAGACCUGCAGUAAUGAUUGGUACAGAAGAUAGGAUACUAAACCGGUGGGCACAGUUUGCAAAAAACUAUGGCUUCCUUCCACUCAUUGGGGAUGGAGCUACAAAAAUUCAACCCGUGUAUGUUGUUGAUGUUGCAUCUGCAAUUGUUGCUGCCUUAAAAGAUGAUGGCACUAGCAUGGGGAAAUUGUACGAACUUGGUGGACCAGAAAUCUUCACUGUGCAUCAACUGGCAGAGCUUAUGUAUGACACGAUUCGUGAAUGGCCUCACUAUGUUAAAGUUCCUUUCCCCAUUGCUAAGGCAAUUGCAACUCCUCGUGAGAUGUUUCUCAAUAAAGUACCCUUUCCACUGCCAACCCCGGCUAUAUUCAAUCUAGAUCUGAUCAAUGCCCUUACUCAAGAUACAGUUGUAUCACCAGACGCCUUAACUUUUGAAGAUCUUGAUAUUAUGCCACAUAAGCUGAAGGGAUAUCCUGUCGAGUUCCUUAUCCAAUACCGAAAGGGUGGGCCACAAUAUGGCUCUACUGUCAGUGAAAAAGUAACACCAGAACCAUGGCCAUAAGUUUCUUGAUUUUGUGUUUCUUCAUAAAUUGACACCCACUUGGAAGCCUUUAAGUAGGUACGUUACCAUUUCUUUAUCAUGUAAACAUUUCCCAGAGUAAACCUUCUAUUUUCACCUGUUCUCGAGAGUAUAUUUCUUGACUUUGUUAAGUGGAUUCUUAGCUUUUACAUUCACAAAUGGGCUAGCCUUUGACCCAUAGGUUUCCAGAGAAUGUGGAUUUCCGUUGAGGCCAAAGCAGCAAGAAUAAAGACUGGACAAUCCUCCCUCAUUCGUUGCAUCUUGUAAUUUUGAGAAUUAUGCUCUCUUCCCCUAGUGUUACGCUAGGAAGAUGGCUGGUGAUUUGUUUUGGCUGGCUGUUUGAACCUUGAUUAAAUACAAGUGAAGGACAAUUUGUUCU
Diospyros lotus (date-plum) is the source of this 1685-nucleotide messenger RNA. Its product is annotated as NADH dehydrogenase [ubiquinone] 1 alpha subcomplex subunit 9, mitochondrial. Gene Ontology annotation, cellular component: mitochondrion. The coding region runs from base 89 to 1288 and encodes 399 amino acids. NCBI's taxonomy places the organism in Eukaryota, Viridiplantae, Streptophyta, Magnoliopsida, Ericales, Ebenaceae. Gene Ontology annotation, molecular function: protein-containing complex binding. The transcript is spliced from 12 exons. The record is from RefSeq and is a predicted model, not a curated record.